Molecule: messenger RNA, 3965 nt
Organism: Linum tenue
Lineage: Eukaryota; Viridiplantae; Streptophyta; Magnoliopsida; Malpighiales; Linaceae
Source: the annotation of a GenBank genome assembly
CUGAUCCGUCGCCGUCGUUUAUCCGAUAACUGAACAGCGGCGACCUAAUUUUUGCUCCCUGUCCUUCCCCUCCGAUCUCUCCGUUUCCUGAAAAGCAAAGUGCAAUGCACUCCACAACAUUUUCCAUGCAAUUCCUUCGGCUCCGAAACCGUGUAACUUUCUCUCUUCCCCUCGAAUACGAAUCUCGAACAGGCAAAGUGAAAGGGGAUGGCCGGCAGCCCGAUCAGGCUCUCCGUUUGCCUCUUCGUCGUCCGGACCAAAAAACGGGUACGCGAUCUUCUUUCUUCGUCGGCUGUUGGUAGCUCUUUUUGCCGGCGGUAGGGGAGAAAAGAGUUGACUUGUGAGUUAUGACCCCCCAAAUUUGGCACUGAUUGAAUAUGCUACGCAAUCCCCAAGUGUGUUUAAAAACGCGUAUUAUUAGCCGACGAUGCACGAAGCUUCCUUCUUUGUCGAUCCCACAAUCCGAUAACUUUAGUCUCCCAGCUACCCUAUAUACAUCUUUGGCUCAAUUGGCCUGGCUGCAGGAUCAGCCUUGCCUACGGUGGUCAACGUGUGGUUUCCCAUUUCGCAUCUGUUAUUCGCCUCACCAAGAUAUCCUGUUUCCCAAAUCCCAACCUCUUGUUAAAGUGAACUGGUCAUGUCUGAGCCAGUCAAUGAUGGCAUUGAACGACUUACAACCCUCCCCCACAUGGCAAUUUCUGCUGUAGAUGGCGCAAACGUAGAUGAUGGGAAUGAUGCCAUGGCAAAAAGUCCCAGGAAGGUGGACAGUUGCUGUUCCAAUGUCGUUACCCCAGCAGUAAAGGGUGCAACUGUUUCUUUGCGAAGCAAGAGUGAGGCAGAUGCGCUCGAUGAUGGCCACCGGUGGCGCAAGUAUGGGCAAAAAGCAGGGUCGAGAAGUCAUCCCAAGAGUUACUUCAAGUGCUCAUAUGUGGGAUGCUCAGUGAAAAAGUGUGUAGAGAGGGACCCAGAUGAUCCUGAAUUUGUUAUUACUACAUAUAAAGGCACACACAAUCACAAUGUUGUUACACCUUCAGCGAAGACUAGCAGCAGCCAUGGAAGUUCAGCUCGUGUGGUUGAUGGUGACUCCGUCUGUAUUGGAUCGGAUAAUAGUGGCAUAAACCUUGUGAGCGAUUUAUCAAGGAUGAGUUCGGGGAAAAGUGGCAUUACAACAGAAGAGGAAGAAUAUGUUCAUGAUGUUACCUUCGGCAGAUGUUACAGGAAGAUGGAUACUAGGAGUUCUGAUGCUACCCCAGCAGUCAAGCCCAAAGUUGUCACUUUCCGAACCAAGAGUAAGAUUGAUGUAGUGGAUGAUGGUUAUCGUUGGCGCAAGUAUGGCUUGAAAUCGGUGCUGGGAAGUCCUCAUCCCAGGGCUUAUUACAAGUGCACGCAUGCUGGAUGCCCUGCUAGAAAGACCAUGUGUAGGGAUUCAGAUGAUCCUGAGUUUGUUACGACCACAGUUCAAAACACACAUAACCAUGUUACUGCAACUUCAAGAGGUAAGACUACUGCUAAUCAUGACAUUGCAUCGCAAGCAGCUAUGGGCAGUAUUGAACGUGAAGAAAGUAGCUACAUUACUAGCCUCGGUUUUGGGAACAAUAUGAGUUCCACUGCUGCUGAGACUCGAUGCAAUGAGAACUUUGGGCUGAACACGAGUGACCCGUUGAGAUUUGAUAUAAAAACUAGCCUUGAUCUUGGAAUCGGGAUGGAUUUUUUCGCUAUCGAUGAUUUCAGUGAUUCAUUUUACUCCUUCCCUGAAAGUGGAAGGAGUUUUACUUCUGGAAAUGGAAAGGCAAAUGCCAUGCUGUCACCUGCCAGUUACUUGAUGAGGAGUGGAGAGCAGAAUGACACAAUGGCCCUUGAAUUUCAACAGCAUCAAGAGCUUGAAAAAGUUGACGAAGGAACAUUAGAAAUUGAAGAAUCAAGGCAGUUACAAUUUCAAUUUUCCAUGGCUUCACCCGAGAAGGAGCCUUAUCACUGUAAUGAUCUCAUGAAUACAGGAAACAUAUACCUUUCAAAGUCUCCCUCAUCAUUGUAUUCUUUUUGUGCACAAUACUUUGUGUCCAUUUUCUUGCCAUAUUGCAAAUUUCAACAGCUUUGGGACGGAGGGAUGCAGCUUUUGGUAAGCUUGAAGCAUCUAGAUUUGAAGCACUCUGCUCUACGUUGGAUACCCGACCUAUCAAAGUCGCUGAAACUUGAGGAUUUGGAACUUGAAGGCUGCAUAUACCUGGUUGGGAUAUCCUCCAUCCAACAUCUUACCAAGCUUCAACAUCUCAACCUCAAAGGGUGUCAGAGUCUCAGAGGGCUUCCAAGUCUGAUGAAGCUGAAGUUCCUCAAAACACUUGAUCUCUCUCACUGCUCAAAUCUCAACAGACUUCCUCCAUCGCUUGGUUGCAUUUCUAGUCUCUGUGAACUGAAUCUAAGAAACUGUGAAAAAAUUAACCGUCUCCCUCGCAGUGUUGUACAGUUGAUGACAUCCCUUGAAACUCUCAAUAUUUCUGGCUGCUCAAGUUUAUGGAAUUCCAUUACCGGCAUCCUCAUUAGCCACUCCUCUGAAGAUGCUUCUCCUGAACCACCACAACCUAUCACACUGGUGCAAGUGGAUGCUGUUGCAGCGACCAGAGCAAGUGCUGUAGAUUCACCGCCAUCGGAGGACCCGUCUUUGGAGUCGAGGGGAGAAAAAACUAUAACAUUGGAGGAUUCUAAUGCUUUUACGAGAGAGAAAACUAUCCUAGCCAUAAACAAUGCAGUAUAUUAUGGAUUGGAAGAGGAGCAGGGUAAGAAUGCUGCUAUUAUACCAAAGAAAGAUCGACAACAAAUUUUGAACGAUGAAGAACAUAAAGACACAGAGAGUGUAGGGAAUGAGCCACUGAAGAUUGCUGAGGCCACUACAUCUGUUUGCUGUCAAGUGGAAGACUGCGGGGUUGAACUUAGCAGUGAAAAGAUUUACCACCAAAGAAUCCAGACUUGUCAGGUUCACUGUAACACUAGUACAGCAAUGUUGGGGAAGGUAAUGCAGCGAUUUUGCCAACUAUGUUCCAGGUUUCAUCUCAUUGAAGAAUUCGAUGGAGAGGAAAGAAUCUGCCGCAGUCGAUCAGCUAGAUAUAGUCAAAAGCGCGGUAGGCAGAGUACUCCUACUACCACUGGAACAGACUUGGAGGAGAAAUUCCUGUUACUGAAAAGAACAAGAACAAUAACAAGCGACGAUACAAUUGCAUUAGCCGAGACUGUUAAGGAGUUUCUGAGCCUUUCAUUGGAAGAUUUGGCAGAAGCCAAUGCAUUUGGCAACUUCGAGCAUGCUGUUCUCGCUAUGAUUGAGCAGUCAUCGAGUUUGGAUGACAGGGCGACGAAGGAGAGUGUGUUGGUUUCCUUGGCAGAGUGGAAACAGAGUGUUCCCGAGAUAGUGAUGAGUAUGCAGAACGCUGAAGCUGAAUCAGCUGUCACUUCUAGAGAAAUGAGGGAAAUGGAUGCGAGGUUGACUCGUGGAGAGCUACACCUAAGUUUGCUGGAUUUGGAACUGUCUUUGAUAUCGGAGGAGGAAGAGCAGAUUGAGGCUGAGAUCCAGCGUUUGAUGGACGAGAAGAAGAGAUAGGGGAUCAUUAUUACAUUGUUAUACCAAUACAAACUGCAACGAUCACUAUAUGUAACAGUAGAGUGAAACAAGGUUUUUUCGAGAUUGGCAGUAAUCCUAUAGACCACCAGAAGAAGAGUUCUUUGGUAAACCCAUCAUAGGUCUUAAUAGCACAGUCCAAUAUAAUGGGCAUUCUCUGAAUGACAAGUUGAGGUAAGCGAUAUGAUCAAAUGAAUUGUAGUGCAGUGCAGGGUCGCCCAACUCCUUCAUCUUCACUGUUCCACUGAGAAUAGAUCCGAGCCCGGCAGAGUAUCUCAUCUCCUUCCUUCUGAUUAUCACUUGAUGGUAACAACUUGGUAUUCUAUCGUUGCUUAUAGGCUGCACAUUUUACACAAAC